AUGGUGGAGUACGUGCAAGAGCCUUGCCCCUGGCGAAUUGUGGAUGAUUGUGGUGGGGUCUUUAUCAUGGGUAUGUUAAGUGGUGGUAUCAUUCAAAUAAUUAAAGGCUUCUCCAGUUGUAAAUGGGGAAUAAACCACAGAUUUCAUGGCAGUUUGACAGCUAUUAUAACCGUGUUGCCACAUUUAGAAGGUAGCUUUGCAGUUAGGGAAGGUCUAUUUUCCAUGAAUGAAUGCAGUAUGGUUCAAAUCAGAGAGAAAGGAGAUCCCUGGAAUUCUGUUACAGGUGGUAGGCUGAGGACGUGUGGUGUCUUAACGGGAGCUAUAUUGACAGCAAGAAAUGGACCAGUGAGCAUGUCUGGGUCAGCCACAGUUGGGUCCUUUGCAAUGGGUGGCAUUCUUCUAACAUUAGUUGAAGGGGCUGGUAUCUUAUUGACAAGACUUGCCUUUGCAUAA
Talpa occidentalis (Iberian mole) is the source of this 453-nucleotide messenger RNA. RefSeq names its product mitochondrial import inner membrane translocase subunit Tim17-A-like. Lineage: Eukaryota; Metazoa; Chordata; Mammalia; Eulipotyphla; Talpidae. The record is from RefSeq and is a predicted model, not a curated record. Gene Ontology annotation, cellular component: TIM23 mitochondrial import inner membrane translocase complex; mitochondrial inner membrane. Gene Ontology annotation, biological process: protein import into mitochondrial matrix. Gene Ontology annotation, molecular function: transmembrane protein transporter activity. The transcript is spliced from 2 exons. The coding region runs from base 1 to 453 and encodes 150 amino acids.